AUGUUUCCACAUCCCGAGAUGCACUCGUUUCCUUCGAAUAUCCAACAAAAUCAUACAUGGAAAGAUGUCGGCCUUCCGCUCCGGGUUAUCUCAUGUGAAGCCCUCGUUAAAGACAACAAGAUCGAGUGGGUUAAGCCUACGAGUUGGGACUUCGUUAUCAUUUCGCAUCGCUGGCUGGAGAACGUCGCGUGGAAAGCGGAUCACAUCCGCCCGUACCCUGCCGCCGGAGGAAUCAUGGUCCAGGCUGUCCGAAGGGAAUCCCUCAGGGUUUUGGCUCGGCUUUGUCAACGCCUUAAGUGGGACUACUUCUGGAUCGACUGCAUAUGCAUCGACCAGAAAUCUCAAUUGGAAAAGGCUCGGGAAAUCGUGAACAUGGCCAACUACUACAAGUUGGCUGCCAAGACUUUGAUUUUUCCGUUCGGAGUCGACAAGGUUGGACCCCCUCUGGAUCGAGAAGGAGAAGCGCCAGUCUGGCACAGCCGUGCCUGGACUCUGCAGGAAGAGGCAAUGUCAGGAGACAGAGCUCACUUUGUCUUGUGCUUACCUGGCACGAUCUCUCAAGACCAGACCGAAGAUAUCAACCCGAUCAUGUCCUGUCAUCAAACUAAUGAUGACAAGGAUUUUUUACAAAGUUUCGCGAACUUUGUGCCUGUCGAAUCCGGCGAUAAAAGGACCCAAGACAAGGCAUAUCUCUAUCUUGUCAAGAAAGAAAAGAUGACGAAUUGGCGCAAUUCUUACCUUGAAUAUUUGGAUGUGAACGUUCAGGAGAAAGCAAGGGAGACCAUCCACUUACUGAAACCCCUGCAGGUUUGGACUCUCUGGUCGGCACUCCGAGAGAUGUUUAGACGCGACGCGAGUAACCCCGAGGACCGGCUUUAUAGUCUUUUAGGGUUUAUCGGUGUCACAUUAGAGCCAAACGAGAUCCAGUACGGUAUUGGCCUUCGAGCUGCUCUUCGCAAGUUCAUUAGAGCUCUCCAUUUUGACCAAAGACUUUUGGUCACCGUGGUUGAAGCUUACCAUGGCAAUUUCAUCGACGGCUACGGAACCCUCCCAGAUUUCGGGGACAAAAUCACAUCUCGACCUGCACCUCUCCUGACACACAUACGCACUCUUGGGACUGCAGACUUCCUCGGGCAUGAAGGCAUGCAGAUUACCGCUCCGUCAAUCACAGUAGACCUUGAGAUGAGGGACAUCUUGGAAGAACAGGGGGACAUCUUGGAAGAACAGGAGCAGGGUACCAUGACUAACGGCAAAAAGGGUCCAAGACGGGUCCAGUAUGGCUUCAUUCAACUGGUCAAUGCAGCCCAGCGCAAGUCCAGCACAGGCGAUGCCUGGAUCCAGCCUGGUCAUCCAUCUCUUGAUGUCACUUUAAUCGCGGUUACAGAAAUCCAUCCCAUGCAUGGACGAUGUCGAGACAUCAAGUAG
This is a messenger RNA of Lasiodiplodia theobromae, 1425 nucleotides long. RefSeq lists its product as uncharacterized. Bases 1 to 1425 code for a protein of 474 amino acids. The transcript is spliced from 3 exons. The record is from RefSeq and is a predicted model, not a curated record. Lineage: Eukaryota; Fungi; Ascomycota; Dothideomycetes; Botryosphaeriales; Botryosphaeriaceae.